This is a messenger RNA of Phyllostomus hastatus (greater spear-nosed bat), 3482 nucleotides long. It is a transcript of the gene SP100, whose product is annotated as SP100 nuclear antigen. Bases 669 to 3317 code for a protein of 882 amino acids. Gene Ontology annotation, molecular function: protein binding; DNA-binding transcription factor activity, RNA polymerase II-specific; DNA binding. Lineage: Eukaryota; Metazoa; Chordata; Mammalia; Chiroptera; Phyllostomidae. The record is from RefSeq and is a predicted model, not a curated record. Gene Ontology annotation, cellular component: nucleus. The transcript is spliced from 29 exons. Gene Ontology annotation, biological process: regulation of transcription by RNA polymerase II.
UUCACAGAACUCCCAGCCUAAAAGUGUCUCCACAAGAAGGGAGGGCAGGGGGACCAGGAGCCCUGCUGGUUGAUGGGCCACCUCCUAGAAGGGGACACUGGUGCAUGGCCUGGGUGUUCCCUGUUGGAGCCCAGGUGCCCCUCCCUCUCCACUCCUGCAUCCAGGGGUGCCUCGGGGCUUCAUCCUCUGGCCCAGUGGCUGCUGUUGCUGCUGCUGCUGCUUCCUGCUGCCUGUGACUCCUCAGGUCCCCUCCUCAGUCACUGCUCCUGCUUUCCAGGUUUUCAGCUCCUCCUGUAGCUCGGGCUACUUCCUUGUUUUUGGUGUCUUUGCACAAACAAGGGGACUCCUGGAAGCUGAUCCUGUUCAUGGCUGGGCGUCCCCCACCCCUGGCCCUCCAAGUCCUGACUGUCCCUCCUCGUCUUCCAUUCCUGCUGCCACAUGUCCUGAUGGCUGAGAACCACGUCUGACUGCAGGAGGAGGGAGACAUGUCUGACAACUCUCGGAAAGUUACUUUCACUUCUAUUUUCCCCUUUUGGGUGGAGCCCUGUCUGGGUGAGCCCGUUACACACUUCCUGCUCAUGGCUGGGCAGCGACACUGGAACCGGGCUGGGGACACAGGAGGGAUGGAAGACCAGGCUCCAGGCCCAAGCAGGGCCCAGGGCAGGAUCAUGGCCAGUGGGGGCAGCAACCUCUGCACCAGGAUGUCCACAGAAGACCAGAGUAGAGAUGAAAACCUGAUCUAUGAAACUGUUUACAAGCACUUCAAAAGACAUAAGACUGAGAUUGCAACUGCAAUAAAAAAAGAAUUUCCUUUCCUUGAGGUACUUCGUGACCGUGAAAUUAUCACCGAAAAAAUGUAUGAAGAUUGUCAAGAAUCUUGUCGAAACCUGGUCCCUGUACAGAAAGUGGUGUACAAUGUUCUCAGGUAUCUGGAGAACAAAUUUGACCUGCCAAUUCUGGAAGCAUUGUUCACCGACGUCAACAAACAGGAAUACCCUGAAUUAAACAACAUUUACAAAAGCUUUGAAAACGCAAUCCACGAGAAACUUUGUUACCAAGAGAGUGAUGGAGAAGAGACUGUGGAGAACCUUAACACCCCAUUGAGCCUUGAACAAGGACCCAGUGGGAACCCAUAUCCAAGACUGUCCUGGAACAGCCCACAUCGCUCAAAUUACAAUGGUACAGCUCCACCUGAAAAUGGACUCUCAGAGCACCCCUCUGAAACAGAACAGAUAAAUGCGAGGAGAAAAGGUACAACCAAUAGCAACAAUGCACCCGAAAACCGACAAGCAAAUGAACAAGGUGUCCAAGAGUCUGAGCCAGCAGAAUUCUGUGAACAAGUACCCAUCGAAGGGAAUAAUGGAGAUGCAAGAAGUGAGACGCCCAGCCCAUUGCCCCAUAAUGAAGAAGGAGCGGAGUUACCCGAUCAGAGAAUCAAACUAAAUUCCUGCUCUGUAUAUCUGGUGGAUAUAAAGAAGGAAAAGCCAUUUUUUGAUUCAGAACAUGAAAAGCAAACCCAAACAAGGGCUCGCUGCAAGCCGGCGUUGGACAUAAUAGUGAUCAGCAGUGACGACUCCACAGAAAUCAGUGAUGGAGACGAGCCCCCGGAAGCUUCCACCUCAGCAGUGACAAGGGAACCUGAGAGAGGAAGGAAUAGAGAGAAAGACAGAAACACCCAUGUGAGAAACAUCGAUCAGUUGCCUCCUGCAUUCACCCCAGCUGGGAAUCAAACCUACAAUCUAGAAUCAAGUGAAGAAGAAGACAUCCAAGAAGCCACCUGCUCAGCAACCAAGACUGCACCACGGCCCGUGAAUUUCAGAAAAUUAACUACAUGCAGGAAAAGUCUUUGGAAAAGUGGGAGAAGUCAUGAAAGGUUUUCGGAGUCCAGUGCGGAUGAGGCGCCCCCCGGAGCGUGCAGCCCUGCACUGAAAAGUGAUUCUGAGGAGGAGGAUUUUCUGGAUUUUGGAAACCAGUCUACUUGCGAGAUGAGCAAUAAGAAAAGACGGAUCAGCACUGGUGACUCUCCAAAACUGAACAGUGAAGAACAGCCUCAGGAAACUUUUCACUCAGCCCGAAGAAGUUGGUCAGGAGCAGAGCUCCGAGGACUUGGAAAUGAGAAGUGUCCCUGUGUCAUGUGUGUAUCAAAAGGUGUGCCAAGAGGCCAAGAAACAAGGACUGAAAAUAGCCAAGCAUCUGAUAUGGAUAUCAUGGAUAUUGGAAGAAAUUCUACUUUGGAAAAACACAGUGGAAAAAGAAGAGAAAAGAGAAAACACAUAGAUAAAACUAAGAGUUUUCUAAGAGUGGAAAACAGAAGCACACAUAGAAUCCAAGCUCUGAAUUCCAGAGUCUCAAGGAUAAGAAACAAACCAAAAAGGAAAAAAGCAAUCAACCCUGGACCUUUGAAAAGAUGCAGAAAAAGAGUUCCAAGAAUUCCCAGAGAUACAAAUAUGGAUUUUCAACCUCCUAAACUUCCGGUGACCUGUGGUCAGGCGAAGGGGAUUUUGUGUAAGGAGAUGAUGAAACAAGGCAUCUCAGCGAAGUGUAUAGAGUUGACGGAUGGGAAGCAGCUCACCCUCAAGGAAUUCGAAAUUGAAGGGAACCACGAAAAAUCCAAGAACUGGAGGCUGAGUGUGCGCUGCGGCGGCUGGCCCCUGAAGCUCCUGAUUCAGAAAGGAUUUCUACCAGACCCCCCAAGGACAAGAAAAAAGACAAUACCAGAGUCUCACAGCAAUGACUUCAUUGACCCAUAUCCGGAAAACUCCAACGAAUGUGAGGUGUGUCGUAGAAGAGGAAAGCUCUUCUGCUGUGAUACUUGUCCGAGGUCCUUUCAUAGCAAAUGCCACAUCCGUCGUAUUGAUCCUGACAGGACCCCAUGGAGUUGCAUCUUCUGCCAGAUGGGGGCAAAUGGCCCAGAAAAUCAACCAUGUCAUCAGGAGUCAGAGGUCCUGGAGAGGCAGAUGCUGAGCGAAGAGAAGUUGAAAUGUGAAUUCCUCCUCUUGAAGGUCUAUUCCUGUCCAGAAAGUUCCUUUUUUGCCUCAAAACCAUACUAUAGUAAACAGGCACCUCGGGGCCUGCAGAAGUACAUGUGGUUAGACAAGAUCAGGAGAAAGCUGACUUGGAAUUUAUACGGCCAAGUGAAGGGGUUUGUGCAGGACAUGCGCCUCAUCUUUCGGAACCACAGGACGUUUUACAGGGAACAUAAGUUCAUCAGGCUGGGACUUCAACUAGAGGCCAAAUUCGAGGAUGAUUUCAAAAACAUUUUUGCAGUUCAGAAAAUCAGCCAGAACAGCUCUCAGCCCGAGCCCAUCAUUCUGUAAGGCCGUCCGUUUUUUUUGCUUCCGUCUCCAGAGCCUCCCGCAGGGUGCGGCCAGGUGCCCGGGGUCCCAGGCCGUCUGCUGCUGUGCGAACAUCAUGUCACCCUUCUCAUCUCGCACUUUUUUGUUGCCAUUCCUGCUCAUUUAUUUUUGUAAAUAAAAUCUAAA